UACUCAUCUCUGCAUUGGCAUUCUCCCUACUCAUCUCUGGAUCAACUAUGAUUUUGUAGUCACUGACUGAGCCUCGUUCCCUUGUGGUUAGUUGGGACUGAAACCAGGAAUUAAAAAUGAAACUUCUUUUAGUGAUCGGUCUCUUCGCCGUUAUUUCUUGUUCAGAAAGUAGUGCCGAUGACAAAGCCAACAAAGGACCUAAAGUGACAGAAAAGGUUUGGUUUGAUAUUGAAAUUGGAGGAGAACCAGCAGGAAGAAUAGAAAUUGGUUUAUUUGGAAAAACUGUUCCCAGGACAGUUAAGAACUUCGUUGAACUAGCCAAAAGAAAUGCAGGAGAAGGCUAUAAAGAAAGCAAAUUCCAUAGAGUCAUUAAAGACUUUAUGAUUCAAGGAGGAGAUUUUACUAAAGGUGAUGGAACUGGAGGACACAGUAUUUAUGGACAACGAUUUGCGGAUGAGAAUUUCAAACUGAAGCAUUAUGGUGCUGGUUGGCUGUCUAUGGCAAAUGCCGGAAAAGACACUAAUGGAUCUCAAUUCUUUAUCACCGUUAAAGCAACUCCCUGGUUAGAUGGGAGACAUGUUGUAUUUGGCAAAGUUAUCAAAGGGAUGGAUGUUGUAAGAAAAAUCGAAAAUGUAAGCACGGAUGGCCGUGAUAAACCUUCUAGAGACGUCAUUAUCGCAGACAGCGGAGCAGAGACAAUUUCUGAACCGUUCGGUGUAGCUAAAGAAGAUGCCACGGAUUAAAAAGUAACUUUAACAUUUCUUGAGAAGUUUUGAAUCAGAAUGAAUAAACAUUUUGGCAUCUGCCAUAUCAAUAAUUUUUACAAUUGUAAUUGCAUUUCUAUGAUGAAUUAAUAAAUAUAAUUUGUUUAUAA
Molecule: messenger RNA, 874 nt
Organism: Cephus cinctus (wheat stem sawfly)
Lineage: Eukaryota; Metazoa; Arthropoda; Insecta; Hymenoptera; Cephidae
Gene: Ppib
Product: peptidyl-prolyl cis-trans isomerase 5
Exons: 4
Coding region: 117-743 (208 amino acids)
Biological process (GO): protein folding; protein peptidyl-prolyl isomerization
Cellular component (GO): intracellular membrane-bounded organelle
Molecular function (GO): peptidyl-prolyl cis-trans isomerase activity
Source: RefSeq, a predicted model, not a curated record